Angiostrongylus costaricensis is the source of this 771-nucleotide messenger RNA. Lineage: Eukaryota; Metazoa; Nematoda; Chromadorea; Rhabditida; Metastrongylidae. The record is from the annotation of a GenBank genome assembly.
AUGAAUGUGACAUCUCCACCAAUAGCUCCAUCGCCAUCAACCGAACAGAUUCUGCCACAGCUACGUGAAAUACUUUACGCUCCACUCAACGAGGCCCCGAUCGCCGUCACGGCGCACUCAGUCGUCUACCGCACAUUUUCGCAUCUUUAUCGUGGGAUGGUUGCAAUCAAAAUUAUAAAUAAAAAAGGACUUCCGCCUGCCAUAGCAGAUAAGUUUCUACCACGAGAACUAGAUAUCACUAUUAAGGUGAGGCAUCCACAUAUUUCACGUUGCCUCUCCGUUAUGACACCCUCUCCGACAAAAAUCGUGAUUGUCUCGGAGUUCUAUGAAAAAGGCACACUCCUCGAGCUGAUCCUUAAAGAAAAGCGAAUAAAAGAAGCACCACAAGGAGUGCGUAUGUUCCGUCAACUCAUGGAAGCUGUCCACUACUUGCACGAAAGAAAUAUUGUUCAUCGGGAUAUAAAACUCGAGAACAUUUUGCUGGAUUCAAACGGCGACGUGAAGUUGGCAGAUUUUGGAUUCGCAAGGUCGCGAUCAUUUUGUGGAACGAGGCCUUACUUGGCUCCUCAGGUUACUGUUUACAAACCCUACGACUCCUACGCAGCAGACUGGUACGCUCUUGGCAUCGUUCUUUACACGAUGCUCAUCGGGAAAUGGCCAAAGGACAAUCUACCCAACUCAUCACGAACUACUUUCGUCUCAUUUCCUGAUUCGAUACCUUCACCGCCAUGCAGAAGACUUAUCGCUUCAUUACUGGAACCGGUACGAUAA